AUGUCCACGGACAACACUCCGAAGGAAGAGACAAGCCCUCCCAAGCCCCCCAGCUACCCAGAAGGAGGCGUAAAGGCGUGGCUAGCAGUUCUGUCUUGCUGGUGUGUGAUGUUCAACACAUUCGGUUACAUCAAUGCAUUCGGAAUCUACGAAGCAUACUACCAAAGCACAUUCCUCAAGAAUGAGAGCGCCUCCAACAUCGCCUGGAUCGGCUCCCUACAAGCCUUCUUCAUGUUCUCAGCAGGCCUCAUCUCGGGUCCGUUGAUGGAUCGCUACGGUCCUAGAAUAAUCCUAAUCCCAUGCUCCCUCCUCUUCAUCCUCUCGGUCAUGCUCACCAGCCUCUGCACGGAGUACUACCAAUUCCUCCUAGCCCAAGGCAUCCUCGGCGGCCUGAUGAACGGCCUAACCUACACCCCGACCCUAACAGCAGUAAACCAAUACUUCCUGCGACGCCGCCCGCUAGCCAUGGGGAUCGCCUCCUCGGGCUCCUCCUUCGCAGGCGUCGUCCUCCCCAUCGCACUCAACCGCAUGCUCCACGACUCUCCGCUCGGAUUCGGCUGGACCGUCCGGAUCAUCGGCUUCCUCAUGCUAGCGCUCAGCCUCGUGGCCUGCGCAUGCGUCUCCUCACCCGCCGCGCCGCGCCGAACGGGCGCCCCCUUCCUCCAAGAGGCCUGGCACCACCCCGCCUACACCCUGCAAGUCCUCGGCCUGUUCCUCAUCAUGUGGGCCCUCUUCACCCCCUUCUUCUACGUCCCGGACUACGCACACUCCAUCUUAAACCUGAAUAUCAACCUCUCCAGCUACCUGGUCUCCAUCAUGAACGCCGGCUCCUUUGCCGGCCGCCUCCUCACGGGGGCCUUCGCCAACCGCUUCGGCCGGUUCAACGGCCUGGUCCUGGCGUCGGCCGUCUCCGGGGUGCUGAUCCUCUGCUGGCUGGCCGUGGAUUCCCAGGGCAGCAUGAUUGCUUUUUGCCUGUUGUUCGGGUUCUUUUCGGGCUCGGUGAUCGGGCUGUUCACGGCGACGCUGGCGAUGACGGCCCCGCGGCCGAAUGUGAUUGGCUCGUAUAUGGGGAUGGCGUUGGGGGUGCUGAGUCUGGCGUGUUUGACGGGGACGCCGAUCACGGGCGCGAUGGUCAAUCGGUAUGGCGGCUUUGAGGCCGCUAUUAUUUUUGCGGGCGUGUGUGCGUUGGUUGGGGCCGGGGUUGUUGCGGUCGCGAGGGUAAGGUUUGCCGGGUGGGUGGGGGUUGCUUAG
Aspergillus aculeatus ATCC 16872 is the source of this 1251-nucleotide messenger RNA. RefSeq names its product MCT family MFS transporter. The transcript is spliced from 3 exons. The record is from RefSeq and is a predicted model, not a curated record. NCBI's taxonomy places the organism in Eukaryota, Fungi, Ascomycota, Eurotiomycetes, Eurotiales, Aspergillaceae. Gene Ontology annotation, molecular function: transmembrane transporter activity. Gene Ontology annotation, biological process: transmembrane transport. Bases 1 to 1251 code for a protein of 416 amino acids. Gene Ontology annotation, cellular component: fungal-type vacuole membrane.